GGCGCCGCUCCCCGCUGUCGGGCGGGGAGGGCGGCCGGAGCCCGGGGGAGGGGAGGCGCAAGGACAUGGGCUGGUUCUGAGCGCCGGGGGAGGGAAGCCGUCGUGCGUGUGCCUCCCUAGAUUUUAAUAACUGUUUGUUGUUGGGUGGUGUAGGUUUGGGUUUUUCUGCCCCCACCCCCCGCGUUUUCCAACAAGGCGGAGGGGAGAGCGGCCCCCAGCGCGCUUGUAUGGCUCGUCUGCCCCGGAGCGCCCCUGGAAAAUAGAACCCGUCUCGGGCCAGGUGACAUCCCCCAGCGCCGCGCUCGCACUCACGGGAGCGGCAGGGGCGGGGGAGCCGCCCGUGAGGACAUGGAGGGACCCUCGGGGGAAGCGGAGCUGCCGCUCCUCACGGUGAAGCACGAACUGAGGAACGCAAAUUUGACAGGCCAUGCAGAGAAAGUUGGCAUUGAAAACUUUGAGCUCCUGAAAGUUCUUGGAACAGGGGCCUAUGGAAAAGUAUUCCUAGUGAGGAAAGUAAGUGGCCAUGAUGCUGGAAAACUGUAUGCCAUGAAAGUACUGAAGAAAGCAACAAUAGUUCAAAAAGCCAAAACAACUGAGCACACAAGGACGGAACGACAAGUCUUGGAGCACAUUAGGCAAUCACCAUUUUUGGUCACAUUACAUUAUGCCUUCCAGACAGAUACAAAGCUUCAUCUCAUUUUAGACUAUAUAAAUGGAGGAGAAUUAUUUACUCAUCUUUCACACAGAGAGAGAUUCUCAGAAAAUGAGGUGCAAAUUUACAUCGGAGAAAUCGUUUUGGCACUUGAGCAUCUCCACAAGCUGGGGAUUAUAUAUCGGGAUAUAAAACUUGAGAAUAUUCUCCUCGAUUCGGAUGGCCAUGUGGUGCUGACGGACUUUGGUCUAAGUAAAGAGUUUCUUACUGAUGAGAAUGAGAGAGCAUAUUCAUUCUGUGGAACAAUAGAAUAUAUGGCUCCAGAUAUUGUAAGAGGGGGAGAUGCAGGACACGAUAAGGCUGUUGAUUGGUGGAGUGUUGGUGUUCUUAUGUAUGAAUUAUUAACUGGAGCAUCACCAUUUACAGUUGAUGGAGAGAAGAAUUCCCAAGCAGAGAUUUCUAGGAGAAUAUUAAAAAGUGAGCCACCUUAUCCACAAGAUAUGAGUGCUCUGUCUAAGGAUAUCAUUCAACGGCUUCUAGUGAAAGAUCCCAAGAAGAGACUAGGUUGUGGUCCCACCGAUGCUGAUGAAAUCAAACAGCAUCCAUUUUUCCAGAAUAUGAACUGGGAAGACUUAGCUGCCAAAAAAAUACCAGCUCCAUUUAAACCAGUAAUCAGAGAUGAAUUGGAUGUCAGUAAUUUUGCAGAAGAGUUUACAGAAAUGGAUCCAACGUACUCUCCUGCAGCAACCCCUCAGACUUCAGAAAGAAUAUUUCAGGGAUAUUCUUUCGUUGCACCUUCUAUUUUGUUUAAACGCAAUGCAGCUACAGUAGAUCCUUUUCAGUUUUAUGUGGGGGAUGAGCGACCUGGAACUACAACUAUUGCCAGAAGUGCUAUGUUGAAGGACUCUCCAUUUUAUCAUCAUUAUGAACUGGAUCUGAAAGAGAAACCAUUGGGAGAAGGAAGUUUUUCGAUUUGUCGAAAGUGCUUACACAAGAAAACUAGCCAAGAGUAUGCAGUAAAAAUAAUUAGCAAAAGAAUGGAAGCCAACACCCAGAGAGAAAUAACAGCUCUGAGACUCUGUGAAGGACACCCGAACGUAGUGAAGUUACAUGAAGUUUUUCAUGACCAGCUUCACACCUUCCUAGUAAUGGAAUUGCUGAAGGGAGGAGAAUUGCUUGAACGUAUUCAGAAAAAGAAACAUUUCAGUGAGACUGAAGCCAGUCACAUUAUGCGCAGACUUGUUUCAGCAGUGAGCCACAUGCAUGAUGUAGGAGUUGUCCAUAGAGAUCUGAAACCUGAGAAUUUACUAUUUACAGAUGAAACUGAUAAUUCAGAAAUAAAGAUAAUUGAUUUUGGCUUUGCUCGUUUAAAACCACCUGAUAAUCAACCUCUUAAGACUCCGUGUUUUACUCUUCAUUAUGCUGCCCCAGAGCUCUUGAAUCACAAUGGUUAUGAUGAGUCUUGUGAUCUGUGGAGUUUGGGGGUCAUUUUGUACACAAUGCUGUCAGGACAGGUACCAUUUCAGUCUCAAGACAGAAGUUUAACAUGUACCAGUGCAUUGGAAAUUAUGAAGAAAAUAAAAAAGGGAGAAUUUUCCUUUGAAGGAGAGGCUUGGAAAAAUGUUUCUGAGGAGGCUAAAGAGUUAAUUCGAGGACUUCUUACAGUGGAUCCAAACAAAAGAAUUAAAAUGUCCAGCCUGAGAUACAACGAGUGGCUUCAGGAUGGCAGCCAGCUCUCAUCUAACCCUUUAAUGACACCUGAUAACUUAGGCUCUUCAGGAGCUGCAGUGCACACAUAUGUUAAAGCCACUUUCCAUGCCUUUAACAAGUACAAAAGGGAAGGAUUUUGUCUCCAGAAUGUAGACAAGGCACCUCUUGCAAAAAGAAGGAAAAUGAAAAAAACAAGUACAAGCACAGAGACACGUAGCAGCUCCAGUGAAAGUUCCCAUUCUUCUUCCUCUCAUUCUCAUGGUAAAACUACACCUACAAAGACAUUGCAGCCCACAAACCCUGCAGACAGCAAUAACCCGGAAACCAUCUUCCAGUUCUCCGACUGAGAAGCAGAGAAUGUCCUGUCUUGAGGAGUUAAGUGGUUAUAGACUUGGCAGUGCCUGUAUUGUCUUCUCCUGCCCUUCCUCCCUGUGGCUUACAGGCUGCCAUAGGAAGAGUCUGUUGCUUUAGAAAUGUAUUUUAGUCAUACCUUUUUAGCUUUGUAUUUCCAUACAUUUCCUUUUAGCGUUGUUUGGUAUCACUGGAUAUAGUAUAUAAUACUGUUAUACAAACGACAUUGUAUUCUCUGAGGGCUAAAUUACUGGUGUGCAGUCAAGCUCAAGGUAAGUAGCUGUGCUGCUCAUGGUACCGCUUGGAAGAAAACUGUUCCUCAGUAUCACUAUCUUCCUCCCAGUUUCUUCCCCACUGCUCAAAGAACGGAAUGCUCUGUAACAUAUAGAGAACUUCGGGAUCUGCUCUUACCCAGCUCUGUGAAGAAUGUUAUGGAAUUUGAUUCUUCAUACAUGUAAAGAAUCAUUGGUACAAUGCACCGAAGCAGUAUAGAAUUUUAAGCCUUUUAAAUUUAUGAUUACAGUCUGUCCCAUUUAUUUGAAUUUUAAGAUCAAAUUGAAGCACUAUGGAACUCUUUAUUUUGUUUAAAAAAUAACUCCACAUAUCUUGUUCUAAACAACUGAGAAUAGAAGUCUUAGAAAUUUUUUUUAAUUUAUUUAAUUUUUUAGAACACUUCUAGGGUAAAAGAUAUCUGAUAAGGUGAGAUGUCUAGUACUGUGAUACAAUAAUUUUUUUUUUAAGUUAUAAACUUCUAAAAGAUUUUACAGAUUCUAAAAUAUAAUGCUAUAAGAGAAAAUUAAAUUUCAUAUUUGAUGCUUUGGAAAAUGGUCACAUGUUAAAAUACCUAUUUCAAGAUUUAAUUAUAAUUUAUAUAUUUUUUUAUAGUUACACAAUAAUUUUAAAAUACUGAGAUUUUUUUAAAGAUAAGAAAACUCCAGUUUCGACAUUUGUUAUUAUAGGGUCCAUAAAAAUGCAUACCAAGUUAUUUAAAUUUUGCAUUGUGCAAAUCUGGCAGUCUAAUAGUGACUGUAAAAUAUUAGAAUAUAUGUUUUAUUUUUUGCACUUUAUAACAUCCAAAGGAGAUGCUUUAAAAUAAAGUGCACUCAGAUCUCUCUUCCUACAAGGUGCUGAGCACUGUUUUACUGGGCUGAAUGAACUGAAAUCCACCGUAUUUGGUGGUUGUGGUCAUUGUGAAGGAGAAUUCUGUACUUUGCAGGAGUGAAUCCCUGUAUAUUCCCCACUGUUUUCAUUCCUUACUGUAAAAUGCAAAGCUCUUUCUAUCUUGCUUUUACAUUGUAUAUAACAAAUACUAGACCUGGGCACCUUGUGUAGUGUAGAUGUUAACAACUUAUGCACUGGGAAUACUAAAGGGAAAUUAUAUUGAACACUGUGCUUCACAACUUGUUCACUGUGGUGUUCUACAGUGAAGUAUUUCCUACUGUGAUAGUAUAGUAUGUACAUAACUGUUUGGAAUCAUAAAUGUGACUUAGAGAAACAUCAGCAUAAACUUUUAAAUCAGUAUAUUUUAUAAAUUUAUGGAGAGCUCUUUUAUAGCUUGUAUUCUCAAUGACUAGGGGUAACUUUAAGUGCUAAAGAUGACUCCAGUUUUGCAAAUGCUUACAUGUAUAAGUUUCCACUGAAGUCAGAGAGGCUCCUUGUCAUAUGCCUAAACUUGUGUGAUGGAAGACUAAUUGACUAGAGGAUUUUGUUAACAGCUGUCUUUAUCCUAAAGUAACCUUAAUCCAAACCCUAUGCAAAAAAAGAAAAAGUUAUAGAAAUUGUUUAUAUCAGUAGUUUUAUUUAUAGAAUUAUAUAAGAUACCAGUAUUGACAAAUACAAUACAUCCAUGUUUACAGGGACUGUGUGUAUCAAAACAAGGCUUUGAAGCCCAACAUGUUUGUUCUGUGUUUCUUUAAUAUUAAUAAUGGCAUUCUGAGGUUUUGGAAUUGCUCAUGUGAAAUAGUUUACUACUUUCUUGAUGUGAAUGUCAACAGUAAUUGCAGCAUUAAUUUCAGGUUGAUGUGAAUAUUGAGAUUUGCACUGUUUAUGUAGAAGUAGUAUAUUUAAAGAUCAGUCUAUGUGCUAAUAACACAACCAACUUUAAGUGGCCGAUGUUAAAGUAUUGAAAAAUAAUUGUCAAUGUAAUAUAUUAAGGUUUACUUUCUGAAUGCUCUCUUUGGAAGUAAUCUCAAUAGUGAACAUGGCUCAUUUGUAAAAGAAUACUUUUCCUUUCCAGAAUAAACUUACUGUAAAUACAACAAACAAUCCACCAUUAAUACUUGUUCUGCAGACAGUACAAAUGAAUUGGGAGAUUGGAGAAGAGGUAAUUGCUUGUAAAGUUUGCACUUUGAGGAGUUCGUGGAACUUGUUGUCUUCAGGAUGAAGACAACAAAAAUCAGUUUCAGUCUGUUUUUAUUUAAGUGUAAGAAUCUUUUGGAUACCAGGUGGAUUUGGAAUAUUUUGACCCAGCAAUGUUAGAAACACUGAACAGUUGUUUCCCUGUUGGGAAAUUUAAACUGUUUCUUGGCAAACUGAUGAAACAACAAGAAUAUUUGCACAAGAUACUAAAUGCUACAUAAUGGCUGUAUUGUCAAUCUUUUUUUCUGCACAGGUUUUGAGAGACUGUUGAGACUAAAGUUAUUGCAAUACAUCACUUGUAUCAAGGACAACUUUUAUAGCUGAAUAUUUCUGUGUCUUCUUUGUGCUCUUGUGGUAGUUGUUUAAUAAAAAUUUUAACCCAGGGUAUUUCUUUUGGGCAGGGCUAAGUACACAUAGGUGUCACCUUACAUUUACUUUGAACCAGUUACCCAGGGUAGCUAAAAUGUUUAUGACCUCUGAGUGCCUGCUCUAGCAGAGCUCUCGAGGAAGUGUAUUUGACACUAAGCUGUCUGAAUUUUUAGAUUAGCGUCUUUCCAUAAACAACUACUGUUGUACAUACACAUUGAUACAUUGAAACUUGAGUUGCAAACUAGACAACUCAAGAGUAAGUUUAUUUCUUGUUCUGAUGUCCUUGCAGGAGAGUAUUUACUCCUGGCAGAACUGUGUUUUAAUCUGGUGAACAGCCUGGUCAUGUAAAGACCGUGGGCUGUAUUUUUCAUACUCAGACCAGUUUUUCAAAUUUGAAGUGUACAAGUUGAUCUUCAUUAGUACUAUAAAUACUUCAUAUUGUUUUGGUGGAGAGAUGUUACACUUUAUGUGUAUACUCAGAUUAAGUUUUCUUCACAGUGCUGCUAUACCUCAAUCAGUUUUAAUGUCUAAUAAUGAUAUCUGUCUGCUGUCAGAAAUACAGUGCUGUCAGCAACGUUGUAGGCAGAUUUGUGUGAAAAGCCAAAUUUCUUAUGAGUAAAAAUUUCAAUUAGUGUGGGUUUAAGUACUCAAUAUCUGGUAAAACCAUUUCUUUGUAAUACUUUUAGAAACACAAAUAUUAGUAGUAGCAGGUAAUUCUGCUAAAGGAUUUAGAGAAAUACAAAGAAAACAUGAUUUACUGUUCCUUAGUGAAAUUUCUAUACUUUAAGGGAAAGAAUCGGUGUAUUUUGGCAUAUAUAUUGUUUAAUGCUAUUAAAAAAAAGAAACCCCAUUAAAUACUUCAUUAAACAGGGGCAACAUGUAUUGCAUCACAGAAUGGAUUGAGGCUUCAAAUUUAUUCUGCUGAUGGGCAUAUUUUCUCAGCCCUUUUUCAUGCCUACUUUUCUGAACAAGAUAAUUCCUACACAGCUCUAUACCUUCUCAGUCAUCUGAGAACAGAAUAAUUCUCAGCAGAAAAUGUGUCCAUUGGUUGUCAUGAAAUGUUGCACAAGCAUCUUACGUUUUUAAUCUGUGCAUGGGUUCUCUGCAUGCAUGUAGAUUCAUGCUGUAUUGCAUGUCUAGAUCUCAGUUUAAAGUAAUAUGCCUUGAUUAAGAUAACUUGUAUUUUAAAAAUGGGUUCUAAACUCACACACAUUCGGAGGAUCCCAGAGAAGGGGGCUGCCACAGAAUAGGAAAAAGGUUAUAGGAAGCCAGAGGUGAGAAGCUUCUGGGAAGAUACUUUCUGGCUAUCUCCAUGUGCAUGUAUUAUUCACUGAGAGUGAAUUGCAAGCUUUCUUGACAGUUGUCCAACAUAAACAUUUCCUAUCUCUGCAAGUCCCUGAGUAUAUGUGUGUGUGGUUUAUAAUAUCUAGUUCAUCAUAUUGAAAGUAUUUGUUAUGUCUCAAGUAUCGUUCCAGGUGUUAUUACCAAGUUAAUGAUCUUCAUUCUUUCCCCCAUAAGUGACAGUCUUUUACAAUAAUGUAAAUUUCAAGAAAACAUGUAUUUUGACAACCUUCAUGUUCUGUGUGAUAGAAAUGGGAGACAGCAACUGGUUGGGAAACAAUUAUAAGUGUUUAGGUAGAGAUUUUAUGGCUGGUCUGACUAAUACUUUAUUCAGUAGUAGAAAGGAAUCCAUAUUAUUCACAUGUAAAAUUGCUUUUAAAAAUUGGCAAUCAAUCUAACUGUAUUUAAAAGAGUCAUGCAGAAGUCUGCUAAUUUCCUUUGAAAUGCCAAUAAUAAAGGAAAGAAAAACAACUCUUCUUUAAUUGCUUCAGGAACUGCCAAAAAACCUAACAGAUGAAACUGUGAACUGAUGGCAAACUUCUUACGGCUUUCUUAAUAUGAAGAUACUUUUUAACAAAUCCAGCAUCAAAUCUUAAAAUUGGUCUCAUUUAUGUUCAUUUGAUUUUCCCCAGUUGUUUUUUUAUUUUGUUACAUGUGCAAUUGUCUUAGUAUGAUUAUGAUUUAUUUUUGUAAGUAGGAGAAAAAUUAAAGGAUUUAAGAUUAGGCCUUGUGAAUAACCAAUAUAAAUCUGUUUGGAAGGGUAACCAUUUCAAAAUACACAUAUAUAUUAAUGAUAUUUGCUGAUUAAACUAUGUCUAACCAAGUACAUUUUAUCUAAGUUAUGGUUGUGAUUUUCUGUGACAUUCAGCUAUGCUAAAUAAGCUUUCAAGUGUAAAGUCUUUGGAAUUUAGGAAAGUGAGAAGAAAGGGGGAAAUUUAAAGAUGAUGCUAUAAAGAGGGGACAAUGCUUGAAAUUUGUCCUUAGGUUACUUGAGGUGACUUUUUACAGCAUGACGGUAUCAUUGUAUGGUCUGGAGAAGCUCACUCGUUAGUAACAGUACCUAUGCUUUUUUCCCUUUAAAAGUAAUACGCAGUGGAGAAGAGAAAAUAAAUUCACAAAAGCAGCAAAUACCUCAAAGCUUUUCUCACGUGUCUCCUUAAUGAGUUCUCAUCCUUUAAACAGAUAACUCUGCUGUACGUAGCAGUUUCUCUUGUUGAAACCUGCUUGAGGGAACAGGAUCCCACUCUCUGGUGAUGUGUACACUGUAGAGGGAUGCUACAAAUUAGAGCUCAGGGUGCUGUGUCCCUGCUGCUUUUAAGUUCAAAUGUUCAUACAAUUCUGCUUAGUGUGUAUCACCUUGUCAGUCCAAUUGGCAUGCAGCUGUGGCAGGUCAGUUGUAGUGCUGUCAAAUUGAAAGGAAGACUUGAGAUCUACUUCAGGACCGAAGUGAGAACAGGCUUUGAAUAUUAACAUACAUCUGGAUUACAGAAAUGAAUAAAAGUUUGGCAUUGGCUUUCAACCUUGACAGUCUUAAGAUGUUCCUGCAGCAAAUAUGGAUGCUUACAGAUAUCUUUACAGUAUUGAUCUCUUUCACCUGCAGAGAAAGAAACCUGCAAAAUUGUUUCUUGCCAGAUAAAAACUUUUGCUGGAGUUCUAGUGGAAAAAAUCAUCCUAAUUUCUACCUUUACCUUUGAAGCUGUAAAAGCAAAAAAUGAGUUGGUGACAGAUUCUGACAGCUGGUUAUAAAGGAGCAGGCUCUGUUAAUUUGCAGUGAGAGGAACAGGGUGUUCUAUUUCAUGUGUCAGUGUGGGCCGGGAGUGGGGAGAGAGAAAGAGAUGGGAAGAAGGGAAUGCUGAGUGUUUUGCCUCACUGUAAUUUACAGGACAUUCUGGUUGCACACCAUUGCUUUUGAAGGAGCAAUGAUCUCCACAUUCAGUUAAAAUCUUUUUGAAUUAAAAAAAAAAACCCACACAGAUUAACCUGGCACCUUUUCUUUUUGGAAACUCAUUUUCAAAUGUAAAAUGCUGCAUUGUGGACAUUGAUUUCCUUAAUGCCAGUUAUCAACAGAUUACAGUGAAAUGUUCUUUCUGGCAAAUACACACCUCUCUAAAAUUUUUUGUCAUGCCAACAGAGUGCAAAACUGUGUGAUAAAAGUUUAUCAAAAAGCAAGAGAAGUAAUUGAAUUGGUUUAUUUUGUCCAAUGUUCAGAAAAUUAAUCAGGAUUGUGGGAGUGAGUCCAGAGGAUGAUUCAGAAUUUGAUGGGAAAAGUACUAAAAGAAAGGAUAAUUUUGUGAAUACAGUGGUGGAGAAAAUACAGGAAAACUGUGUUCUAGAAGACUGCUCAAGACUUGUGGAAGAUUGGUGGAACCAGACAUCAGGUGAAUGCUUCUGUCUCUAGAACUGUUAAAACCUAACCAUGCUUAUUUGAAGGAUGAUAAGGCCAUCCUGUUCUGUCAAGAGCCACAGGUUUUAGGAAAAUCUAUUUCUGGGCUUCUGUCUUGGGGGUACUUCUCCUUAUUUGCAAGUCUGUUUAACCACCUGGGUAUGAUCAACACUUGGCAAAUCAGACUCUUCCACUGUCUUGGAAUGAUAACUGUAAUGAAGGUUUUGAUCUUCAGCAGCCUGUUUUCUGCUUCAGGCUAUAGUGUUCAAAAUAGGAAGAGUUUUGGGGGGGUUUUUUGGGUGGUUUUUUGGUGGUUUUUUUUUUUGGUUUUUUGAUUUUUUUGUUUUUUUGGUUGUUGUUGUCGUUGUUGCCCUGCAUUGUGUGGUUAACCACUAUGGUGGCUUCAAAGUCAAUGCAAAGCAAUCUGGAGAAGUACAUCUUGUAGUUGUUAACAAGUCAGCCUUGGAUUCCCAUAGGAGAAGCUCUUGCCAGAGCUGUGCAGAAUGCAGAGGAAUAGCGUGGGUAUUCCCCCCUGUGCUAGCUGGUGGUCUGCAUGCCCAUUGUUCUUCUGACUCCUGAAGUUGUGUGUGCUGGGAGCUUGUCUUGCAGAAAAAUGUAAAAAACAAUAAACCAAACAUCUGAAUGUUAGGCAGAUGAUACUUGGGUAAAGGCAAUUUUAUUCUUAAUAACCAGAGAGUUUAUUGGCUGUUUAUUGCAGUUGAUGGCUGUUGCAUUAUGCAUGACUUCUAGGCAGUAGGGAGAAGUAUCUGAACAAGUCUCUAACACAGACUGAUAGUAUUUGAGCUAUUACUGAUCUCCAGCACUGUCAGGAGCUUGGGUUUGGAGGAAAAUGUGUGAAUAUGCCUAUAUGUGGUAAAAUCCUAUGGUGUAAUGCUAUCAUCAAACCUAAAGAAUCCUGCAUUUUUCUAGUACAUAUUGGGAUUAAGUAUGUUAUGCAGGUUUUGUGUGGGUUUUUCAGAGGAUGUGAAUAUGGUAUUUGCUUGUAAUUACUAUUGGUUUUUACUCCCCAUAUAGUAUAUAUUUAGUUCUGUUACUUUCCUGACCAUUCUAUUUAUGUUAACCCACUUAUUUCUUUGAUUUCUGUAGUCUUUCUGCUUCUCCUGAAAGGUAAUACAUGGGUAUUUCUGCCCAAAAAGAACUGUAGUGUCAAAUGACUAUUAUACAGAGGAAGUAAAAGUAUGAAGAAAGGCCAUGCAGUAAACAUUUUCCUUUAUCAGUGUGUAAAUACCCAGCUUAAACUGCACUGGUCAUUAAAUAGGUCCUUACUCUUCAGAUGACUUGACUGACAAACAGAAUGAAUAGUGCUAGAAGUACAAAAAGAACAGUUGUUAAAAUAACUAAGUAAUUAAAAAUUUUGGGCAGGGGAAGUGAGUGCAAACCGAAAGGUACAAGCUGAAAUAGCACCUUCAAACUUGGAUCUAAAUAUACUCUGAAUAAGGUGCCAGAUCUGACUGGCUGACUUAUCUUUUACGCUUUGAAGUAGAGCUAGGUCAGCAACAGGUAGGAGAAAUCAACUUUGUCCUGCAGAUGUGGAACUUCAGAUUUUCGGGAACCUGUAUUUGGAUCCAGCAGGAGCAGUAAGAGGCUAAAACUGGCAGUUAAUCCCUAAAAGCUUUGUUUGUGAAUCAUCUUUGUGAAGAUAGAUGAAGUCCAAAGGAAGAUAGUUCACAUCCAUUCCCAGUGAGCUAUAGUCACAGUAACAUUAUUGUUUUCUAAUUGAGUUUUUACCAAGCAGCUAAAAAAAGCAUAUAUGCUGUUCUUACCUUAUCUGUGCUGAUAGCAUAAUCUCCAGAGCAGUGAAGCAGACUGGAGGUUACAUUCUGUGGUUUCACAUGAAUGCUAGGCCUUUUUGAGAUUUCUUUGAUGUUGUUACUGUAUUUUAAAUGAAUCAUGUUUCAGUCGUAAUCUUCUCUGGAAAUACCAAUUUGAGCUUUUCAUGGAAAGGAACUAUGACAUAUCAGAGGAUAAGAACAGGAAAAAAAUUAAUUUUAGAGAAUCCAGAAGCUGAAAGCAGAGUUUGUCUUUUGACCUACAAGAGUGUUAGGCAAUAGAGUUUUGAAAGAUUGAGUUAGACAAGGUAAGGUAAGCUGUAGAGUGUAGAGCUAACUGAGUAUUGUUGGAGCGUCAGAAGUGUAAUACUGAUCAAACCGGUGAGACCAGAAUUGCACACAGUGCAGUGCACACUCCAGUGCAGAUUACAGCGUGGGCUACACUGUGGCAGAAUGGUGCUGGCUGCUUUGUCCUCAGUAGUCUCUUGGUGAUGCCUGGUGUUCUGUAGACUGCCACUGCACAAUGCAUUAAGGAUUUCAGGGAAUUGUCUGUGAUUUCCUGACAUCCUGUAUCAAAUAUGAAUCAGUUGUUUCAAGACAAAUAACUUGUGCUUGACCAAUUCAUGUUGCCUGAAAAACAUUCUGUCUUGUUUUGGAGACAUCAAGACUGGAAGAAAUCUGCUACCUCUUUGGUAUUUAACCAAAUAGUUAAUUAUUGUGAUAACUUAAAAAAGGUCUAAUUUCUUAUAUAACUUUAUUUGGAGCAGGUCUCAACUUUUGUUUUGUUUUGUUUUUUGUUUUCUGGUUUUGUUGGGUUGGUUGGUUGGUUGGUUGGUUGGGGUUUUUUGCAUGAUACUUAAUUUCCAAAACAUAAGACUUUUUUUUUCUUAUUCAGUUGUUAUGGCAGAAACUGGUGACUUGUCAGGUCUCCGAAACCAUAUUUGCUAUGCAGAAAUAGCUGCUCACAUUUAUGUUACUGGAUCCACUCCGUGUUGUUUCUGACUAGUAGGAGUAUGGAUAUCUUGGAAUUUUCCCCAGCUGAUCCUAGAAAGUUUCCUCCCCUCUCUGCUACGGAACCUUGCUUUUGAAACACAGUAACGUAGCCCUGUAUGCAAAUUUUCUCUUCGGGUCACAUCAGGCUGGGCAGACUGUGUUCUCCCGCUGUCUUCCACCCUCCUUUGGCACAUAGGCACGAGCCCAGUGUCCUCAGGAUGCCCCUGGUGUUCCAUGACCUGUUCAAAGGCACAUGAUGAGCCCCAGGGGAGCCACUCUUUGUUUAAGACUAUUUGUGCUAAUUCUGGAUCUGCUGAUUAUUUAAGAUUUCUUUUCAGUUAUUAAGAUAAUUGAAAUAUCUAAUUUAAAUGAAUGAUUUCUCAUUCUUUCUAAACACAGAACAAAAAUAGUAGCUGAGCAUUCCGUUGUCGCCAAUGUUUUUCUUGCCUCUGGAUAGUAAUAUACUGAUGAUGUUGCUAAAGUUAUUCAUUGUCCUCGGCAACUUAGCCAUUUGUCAUAGUACUCACAACAUACAGUAUUUUCUGUCAAUGUUUUAAGCUGCCUACAGGUUUAGAGAUUUUCCGAAGUUAUAUGUAGCUUUUUACUCCCUCUGGUGGUCUGGCAGUGGAGCUGGCAAAUAGUUUUAGUGUCGCUGACUGCAGCAAGCAACACGUUUGAAUGCAGUAUGACAUUUGUAUUUUAUUUUUACCCUUAAGAAAUAGUAAAAAAUGGUAUAUGUCUGGUUUUCAGUUUUGUAAAGUAGAGGCCUAAUAAAAUGCAAACCUCUUUUUUCUUUCUGAAAACAUAUAAUUACUAUUUUUUAAAAAAAUCCAGAAUACUAUUCUGGACACUGUUUUCAUAAGUAAGUCGAAAGAAAAGGAAAACAUCUUUGCCUCUGAAGUUCAAUUUGUCUAGGAAUACUUUCUUUCUUAAGUUUAAACUGGAGAUCAAGCUAUAGUCUGGGUCAUGUGUAGAAUUUAGCUGAACUGUGUCUGUAAGUUUUGUUGUUGUGUGAAGACAGUGCAGGGUCCCUCUUCACCUGCUUGCCUACAAGCAGUGUUGAACACCAGUUUGAAGUAGGGCAGGAAAGAGGCAUGGGAGUAGCACAGUGGAAAACCCCAUGAUUAGACCCUACCCUGGCUUUUCCCUGAACUUAAAAGUAGCCAAA
This is a messenger RNA of Catharus ustulatus (Swainson's thrush), 13115 nucleotides long. It is a transcript of the gene RPS6KA5, whose product is annotated as ribosomal protein S6 kinase A5. Bases 349 to 2709 code for a protein of 786 amino acids. NCBI's taxonomy places the organism in Eukaryota, Metazoa, Chordata, Aves, Passeriformes, Turdidae. The record is from RefSeq and is a predicted model, not a curated record. Gene Ontology annotation, molecular function: ATP binding; protein serine/threonine kinase activity; magnesium ion binding. The transcript has 17 exons. Gene Ontology annotation, biological process: protein phosphorylation; intracellular signal transduction; regulation of DNA-templated transcription.